Molecule: messenger RNA, 330 nt
Organism: Trichophyton rubrum CBS 118892
Lineage: Eukaryota; Fungi; Ascomycota; Eurotiomycetes; Onygenales; Arthrodermataceae
Exons: 1
Coding region: 1-330 (109 amino acids)
Source: RefSeq, a predicted model, not a curated record
AUGCUUGAUUCAGAUGAUACCAUCCUGAGCAUUAGUACUUCAUAUACCGUCUAUAUUACAUUCCCGAGAUACGGAGAAUCUCCAGCUCUGUACAAGACACCACCUAUAUCACUUUGCACAUAUAGAGCAGCCUUCCGUCUGAAUUGUCUUGGCUGGCUCCUCAUAUAUGCCGGAUGGAUCCAAACCCGUCUUGGUCGCUGGUUUCGAAGCAUUACUAUAUGGCUGGGCGUCUGGGUCUCUAGCACGGCUACAGCCCACCUCGAACUAUGGCGAUGUCUACCGAAUCCUUGCCUAAGACCCUGUCUUGUUGACUACGGAAUAGCGAGAUAG